Molecule: messenger RNA, 3149 nt
Organism: Dreissena polymorpha
Lineage: Eukaryota; Metazoa; Mollusca; Bivalvia; Myida; Dreissenidae
Product: GH3 domain-containing protein-like
Exons: 7
Coding region: 258-1973 (571 amino acids)
Cellular component (GO): cytoplasm
Molecular function (GO): acid-amino acid ligase activity
Source: RefSeq, a predicted model, not a curated record
UCCGAUAUAUUUGUUCGUGAGCGGAAAAAUCUGCCUUUACCGGCUACAUCCCUAAUUUGUGUGUGCAUUAACUUAAGCAACUUUGUCAUCUCGACAGUUCUUGACAUGUUUAUGUGAUUUUAUAUCAGUCAUAAUUAUCCUGCGCUAAAAAUUUUCAGAGCUCUUAAUUUACAUGGAAAGGCGGAUGUUGAAAUAAUCGUUCCGAUUUCGGAUAGUACGAUAUUCGGACGAACAGCGUCAGAGUUAUGUGAAUAAAGAUGGUGUUCAGCGCAGUAGAUCGAUACUUGAGUGUGACCUCUGUCAGUUGGCUGGGCUGGUACAAGCGCAAGAAGCUAGAGGAGGCCACACGAGAUGUCAAGAAAGCUCAGCAUGAAACGCUCAUGCAACGGAUACAAGAAAAUGCUGACACUGAAUAUGGCAAGAGGUUCAAAUUUGAUCAGAUCAAAGAUCGCAAUGACUUUGUCAAGCAUCAUCCAUUGACAAGGUAUAGCCAUUAUGAGCCAUAUGUUGAGAGAAUGAUGAAAGGGGAAACAAACAUUCUUACCAAAGAUCAGCCGGUCAUCUUUGCCGUCACCUCUGGCACCUCAGGAAAAAGCGCCAUCAUUCCAAUGAUCAAAAAGCAACGGGAUACGUUCUUCACUCAAGGAAUAAGCAUUGUAUACGACUGUAUGAGGCAAGCCUUCCCAAAACAGAGUAGCUCACAGAAAGAUAUGAAGUUCUUCUACACGCCACAAAUGCGAAUGGCUGAUUGUGGAAUUCCAAUUGGUCCCAACUCUUCGUCUCCAGCCAACUCGAAGCGUAUCUUGAGCAUGUAUUCAACUCCGAAGGCAGGGUAUGAAAUCAUAACUGAGCCCGAGGCUAUGUAUGUGCACUUGUUGUUUGGCCUGAAAGACAAGAACCUGGGAAUAGUGGAGGCUAACUUUGCAUCUUUGGUCUAUGCUGCAUGCAGGUCAAUGGAUGAGAAUUGGGACUUAUUAGUAAAGGACAUUGAGUCAGGUAAAGUCAGUGAAACGCUGAAAAUUGAGGAUAAUAUUAGGAAAGAAUUGAACCGGUCAAUGUCACCUGAUCCUAAACGGGCUGAGGAACUACGAAGUGCAAAAAUGAACGGAAUGAUGGGACUGGCAAAAAGAGUCUGGCCAAAGCUCAACUUUGUCAUGACGGCAGAUUCAGGGACGUUUGAAAUGUAUGGUCACCGCUUGAGAGAUCUACAUUUCAAAGAUGUACCAUUGUAUUCACCACUCUACGCCGCCUCUGAGGGGCUUUUGGGCAUCAAUAUUUGGCCCCUGGAGAGACCAAGUCGCUAUCUACUCGCUCCAUAUUCCAUGUUCUUUGAGUUCAUUCCCGUGGAGACGGCUGAGGAGGAAAAUCCAGCUACUUUGUUUAUGGAUCAGGUGGAGGUGGACAAGACGUAUGAGCUGGUGAUCACCAACCCUAGCGGCCUCUAUCGCUACAGGUUCGGGGAUGUUGUAACGGUCGUAGGACAUCACAACACAUGCCCUGUCAUCGAAUUCCAGUACAGACAAGGCCAGUUUCUGAAUGUGCGAGCAGAGAAGACCAGCGAGAACACAUUCUACCAUGCUUUGAGUGCUUCCCUACGUAGAUCUGGUGUCAAGAUGGUGGACUACUGUUGUGCAGAGAGCGUCAUAGUGGAUCAGAUUGAGUCUGGCAAGAGUAGCUCCACACCAUGCUACCAUGUGUUUGUGGAACUGGAGAAAGGGGAGACAACUAACAUACAGAUCCCAAUUGAUGAGGAAUUGAAAAGCAUAUCAUACGUUUACGCGUCGUUCCGUCGUAAAGGAAGCAUAAGUCCAAUCAAGGUGUACAUCGUAAGACCGGGAACUUUUACAGAGCUGCGUACCUACAUGAUCGAGAACACGACUGGCUCACCCAAUCAGUACAAAGUUCCACGAGUCCUUCGUAAACCAGACGCCGUAAAGUUUCUCAUGGAUAGAGUGGACAGUUGCCUAUUGUGAGGGAGUGUACGGUCGAGGUGCUUUAAUUGAUUAUGCUUGAAGCAGUUGAAGGCUUUCACAAAAGCAGGGGUCCUGUUUUAUCAAGGAUCUUGCGACAUAUUUUUGCUAUGACUGACUUUUUUUACUGACAAAAAAUUAUUUGUUUAACAUUUAUGAUAAGUAUGAUUCUAUCUAUAAUAUUAAAAGCACUGUGAAAGAUGGAAGACAAUAAAUAAAAAGCUGAAGUACCGGUAUACUAAUGAUUAUGGAUAGCGCUUAGGGAUUUCACCUUUUGAAACAUAGUAUCCUAACUUAAAAGUAUUAUACACGAAGGACCUUGAAUUUGAAUGUUUGAUAAAAUUGAAAAGGUAUGAUUUUAUACCUUAUAGCAAUCAAUCGUCUUUAUAUAUGUGUUCGGUCAAUUAAUUCUAGGGUGUUGAAAGAAUAGGGCAGAUGUUUGUGCACAUACAUGUUUGUUGUUAUAGCCUUGCACCAUCUCUUAUGUUUUACCUAGUUGAUAUCGAAGUCAUUGUGAUGUAAAACUUAUUAAUAAGUCUUUUGGACAGUGUUAUCAAAUAUCUGACAUUGAUUGAUGUGGGCGUUGAGCAUAUAAAAUGCAAGGCUAGUGUGAAAUAGAGAUAAGUUUAUAAAGCGGGGCAAAGGAAACCUUAUAAGCAACAAACUACUCUAUCUUAUCAUGUUUGAAUUUUUUUUGUUUAUUUUGAAAAUAUGCUUAUGAAUAUGACUGAAAAGAAUUAUGAAAACAAUCAUAUCAAAGCAUGAACAGAAACGAACAAAAAGAAAUCACUGUUCUGUGCAAAUACGCACAACACAAUGUAUUAUUUCGCCCAUGCAUUUGUGGUAAUGGCAAAAAUGAUAAUCCUUUUUGUGCUGUGAUUUUGUUUAAAUUAGGAUAACUAUAUUAAGUGUUACCGUUUUGGCUGGUCCAACCUUUGGAUGCAUUUCUUUCUUAUGACUGGUCUGAAUGGCAUUUAAUUGGGCUAUCAAGAAACACAGCUUUAGCUUAAAAUAUUUCAUCUGAUGAGAAAUUAAUAUGUGAUGUAUGUGGUCUUUGAAACCUAAAUUCUGAGAUUCGUUUAAAAUAUGGACUUAAAGAUUUUGUUGGUGUAAUAAAUUAAAAUGUAUUUGAUAUGCAUUUUGUUAGGUUGUUUUUUAUAAUAAAAUGUCUUUAAAUUA